AAACCCUUGUUUUUUCGCUCUGCAAUUCUAAAACCACAAACCCUUGUUGGUAACCCAGAGAAAACCAGCGAAUAUUUGGGAGAAAGAUUGCAUCUUUAAGAAAGAGGAGAGAGAAAGUAUGGUGAAACUAGAGAUAUCGCCUAUUUUGAAGAACUUGAAGUUUAUGCAAAGGGCAGCUCAGAAAGAGGAGAAACCUAAGAAGGAAGUGGAAGAACCCAAGCCAGAUGGGAAAUUUGUUUUCCCUAGUAAUGUUAAUAGAAAAUGUGUGGUCAUUAUGGAAGGAGACCCUCAUCCAGGGACUGUAAGAGGUCGCAUGUCAUUUCAGAACUUCAAUCCUUCUAUAGAUAAACUGAAGGAUGAGGCGGCUAAUGGUCAUGAAGCAGAAGCAUCAACAUCUUCCGGCUUUCAGACGGGAAGAAAUUUUGGCAGGGAAAAUGGCACACAAGAAGAGCUUACUGAAAUGAAUAUGGGUGACGAUAAUGGUGAUAGAGAACUCAAACGGAAAGAGUCUGAGGCAUUAUCUCAGAAAAGCCAUCCAAAAAAGCUGCAGAAAGAUAGUAAAGGUAAGAAACAGCCAUCCCCAAGUGAGAACAGUUCCGGCAAACAAUCAAAGCGUGAUAAACUGGACUACAAUGUGUUAGUUCCCCCAAAGUCUCAAAGCAAGAGAAGGGGAGGUUAGUCAAUUCUUUUUGACUGAUUGAUGUUUAGGGUGUUGUGUUGUCAGAUUGCGGAUUUGGAAUUUCAUAAAAGUUUGUUGUAUUCUUAGCAGUUGGUUUUGUCAAGGAAACUUUUAGUUGGAUGAUAGAUACAUAGAAAGCUUAUUCCUUGUAUGACAAGUUUGUGAUUUAGUGUUUAUGCUGCUGCCCUUUCUACUA
Molecule: messenger RNA, 875 nt
Organism: Spinacia oleracea (spinach)
Lineage: Eukaryota; Viridiplantae; Streptophyta; Magnoliopsida; Caryophyllales; Amaranthaceae
Exons: 5
Coding region: 119-679 (186 amino acids)
Biological process (GO): maturation of 5.8S rRNA
Source: RefSeq, a predicted model, not a curated record